Arabidopsis arenosa is the source of this 1321-nucleotide messenger RNA. The record is from the annotation of a GenBank genome assembly. Lineage: Eukaryota; Viridiplantae; Streptophyta; Magnoliopsida; Brassicales; Brassicaceae.
UGGCCAUCGUCGUCCCAAAUUCGUUCUUGCAAUGGAUGAAUCUUUCAGAGUGAGGAUCGACAAGGUUUUUGGAUCUCUUGCGUCAUCAUCUGCGUCUUCAGCACCUGUGAGCUCUCUCUGGUGUCUCGCCGAAGACGAGAUCGAUAACAACCAACGAAGUGGAGAAAAGGAAAUUUCUGAAUCCGAGCAGGAGAAUGAAGUAGAAGAUUUGAGCGUAGAUGAGGAAAAAGGAAAGUGUAGUGAAUUGCAGAAGCCGAGCGAUUACGAUGAAGAGGAGUGGGAGAUCAAAAACUCCAUUGGGAUGGACUCUACUCUUGAUAUGGAGGAAGAAGAAGAUGAUAAUGACAAAGUGGCUUUAGGUGAAAAAGUGUACUCUUGCAUGAAGGAUGUGAAUGACUAUGAGACUGAAGCAGACGAGUGGGUGGAGCUUCCAGCUUCUUUCAAUGAAAGAGAGAAGGACCCUCGAGCAAAUCUCAUUGCUGCAAAGCUUAGGCUUAAAGAAGACGCUGAAGCUGUUCACAAGUUGAAUUCUUUACAUGUCUCUGAGGAACUUCAGGAUAAUCGGUCCAUGUCGACGGAAAAUGAGAAACCUCUGGUGGUGUCUGAAGAUAACUUGUUGGGGGCUUGCAAGGAGUCACAUGUUGGCUCUGCAGAUGAUACUGGCCUGAAACCGAUAUUGAAGAGGAAAGAAAACCAGGCUGAUGAUUCUAAGUUGCAGAAGCGUGUUCGGUUUAGUUCUGAUGUCAAAGAUAGUAACUUGGCGGAAGGUGACAAAGAUUCUGUGAUGGAGACUAGUUCCCCCGACGAACAUAAAGUAGAGGCAGACUAUCCGAUUGGGAUUCCUGAUUAUAUGCAGAACCCAUCAAAAUACACUCGAUAUACAUUCGAUUCAGGUGAGGUUGAUGAAGAAUCCAACCGGAAAGCAUACAUGGACUUUCUCAACAUGAUUAGGAGGAAAGAUGAGCCUCUUGUAGACCCUCUGGUAGAGCUUCCAAGAUCAGUGGCUUUUGUACCAAAGAAAAAACCAAUGGCUGAAAGUAAAGUAGAAAAUAUAGAGAAGGAUUGUGAGGGAAGAAGAGUUGCAAUAGCUGUUGAUACCAUAGAAGACUGCACCAUUUCUGCUAUGGAAGAAGAUGAACCAGAAACAGCUACACAUGUCAUAAAAAGACCUGGCCGACAGUAUCGAGCCAGAGCUAAGGAAGAUCCAGAGGAAUGUUGAAGAUCAUCAAACUUAUCUUGCUAAUUUGUUACUUUUUCUUUAUAUUUCUUGAAUGUGGCAUUUGAAUAGGUAUUGGGUGAUAAAGAAAUCAAAUUUGCUUCG